AUGUACGUCUACCGUCUGAUGAAGCCGUCAGAGAUCAAGUCUACCCUGGUCAGCCGCACGGUGUACGUCCUGUGGCCGGACGAGGAGCAGGCCAAUGCGACGUGGUACAGGGCUCGCGUGGACGAGUGCAAGGUGGCGUCCAAGAAAGGCGACCUGUACUAUGAGGACACCGACGAGCUGGAAACCGGGGCUGACCUUGCUGACCUGGUGUAUCAGGGUCACAUAGCCUUUCGUGAGCCUCGACCCCUUCAUCACGAUCUGGGGAGGGACGAGGUGGGCCUCGACGCGCCUUACACAGGGCGGGCACUGGAGGAGAGGCUGGGCCACCUGCCCGUCACGGCAGCCAGUGCGAGCCCCGAGAGCAGCAUCUCAGACGCAGGGGCGCGUGACAACAGCGCAGAAGACUCAGAUUUCGAGGUGGAGGCGGCCAGGGAGCGGCAGAGCGGCUCAAAGCGCCGUAGGGCCUCCACUGGGGAGGAAGAUUCUGAUGGGGAACAGGUGGGCAGCCCCUCGGCCUCUGAGGAUGACGACGCCGACGGCUCUGGCUCGGACGAGGUCCCACUCGUGGCUCGGGCGGCCAAGAUGGAGCGGCGGCGAGCCUCCCGGGGCGGGGCAAGGGGGAAUGACGGCGACGACGACGACGAGGAUGCCGCGGAGCGCGCGGCACAGAAACUGCUCCGGCAGGCGCAGGGGGGCGCGUCGGGCACGCCGCGCAGCAAGCCCCAGGGCCCCUCUGACUUCUACGGGUCUGGCACGCCCCGACGGCACCAGGCAGACCACCUGUCGGAUGCGGGCGUUCGGCAAGGGCUCGAGCAGGCACUGGAGCUGGCGGUGGGGGAGGCCGCGGUCCGGGGCGAGCAGUGCCCUUUGACCUCGGGUCAGGUGGCGGCGGCGGUGGAGGCGGCCCUGUUCCGGCUGCACGGCGGGACAUCGCGUGAGUACAAGACCCGGUACCGCACGCUCCAAUUCAACCUGAAGGACCCCGCCAACCCAGAUCUGCGUGGCGAGGUGAUGGCGGGGCGCCUGGCCCCGGAGAAGCUGGUCACGCUGUCUGCCACCGAGCUGGCCAACAAGGAGCUGACCGAGUACCGUCGGAGGAAGGAGGAGGAGGCUCUGAAGAUGGCGGUGCUGGACGCCGAGGCGGCGGCCAGGUUCUCCACGGCCGCCGCGCUGGAGACGCGGGAGAGCCAGCCGCGAAAGGAGGCGCAGGAGGCGGCCGUGCGCGAGGCGCGCGGCGGCGAGGCAGCCCGGGCCGUGGGCGAGGCCGCCGAAACACCGGACGCAGGCUCCAGCCCGCCUGCGGAGGAGCCUGGCGCCGGAGAUGCCGCAGGCGAUGCUGUCGCCGGCGCCGCCAGCAUGGAUGCCGGCGUGCUGGACCACGACCGCAACCCCGUGCCGGAGCUGGAGCCGGGGGCCGACGGCUCCGUGCUGGUGACCCUGGAGGGCCUGGCAGGGGCCGUAUCCCCUGCCCUCCUCCUGGGGGAUCGUGACGUGGAGGUGCGUGGCCGCGUGACCCUGGCGCGGCUGGAGGAGUUCCUGCUGGACCUGCGCCACUCGCGCCACCGCGCCGUCAGCGCGGGCGUGGCGGGGCUGGCACCGGGGGCCUCGCCCCGCGAGGCCGGCCUCUGGGCCGACCUGCUGGCCCUGGAUGAGACGACCCGAGCUGCUGAGGAUGAGGACGAGGAUGAGGAGGGUGCCGAGUCAAUACCGGGUGGUGACCCGUCCACGAAGCCCAAGCUCCUCCCGGCGCUCACAGCAUUUCAGAGUGUGUCUGGGCCUCCCGCCUUCCUGAAUCCCGAGGGGAAGGGCGGUGGCAGGGGCGACGGCUCCUGGGACGUCAGCAAGAUGGCACCCAAGCUCAAGGAGGAGGCGGCAGCGGCGGGGCCUGGCGUCAUCAAGGCAUCAGCCGUGCAGUAUCGUGGGGGCGAGGGGCCCACGCCUGUCUCGGCUGCAGCCAUCGCCCUCCUUGGAGGCGGUGAAAAGCCGGAUCGUGGCAAGCCCAGCAAGGCCAUGGGUGUGGAGGAAUUCCUGGACAAGGGCGCUGGAGGAGCGGUGCUGCCCAGGAAGAGGCAGGAGCGCAAAGACAGGGAGAAGGACAAGCGCAGCAAGGGCCAGAGCUCGCACGCCGCCUGGAAGUCGGAGGCGGAGAUGGUGCUGCGCCAGCAGUACGACUGA
This is a messenger RNA of Auxenochlorella protothecoides, 2175 nucleotides long. Its product is annotated as PHD finger protein 3. Lineage: Eukaryota; Viridiplantae; Chlorophyta; Trebouxiophyceae; Chlorellales; Chlorellaceae. Gene Ontology annotation, cellular component: nucleus. The record is from RefSeq and is a predicted model, not a curated record. The coding region runs from base 1 to 2175 and encodes 724 amino acids. The transcript has 12 exons. Gene Ontology annotation, biological process: DNA-templated transcription.